This is a messenger RNA of Hydatigera taeniaeformis, 2274 nucleotides long. NCBI's taxonomy places the organism in Eukaryota, Metazoa, Platyhelminthes, Cestoda, Cyclophyllidea, Taeniidae. The record is from the annotation of a GenBank genome assembly.
AUGAGCAACUGCUUCCUUUUCCUCCUAUUUUACGUUAUCCAAGCACGAUGUGAAGAUUAUCUAAUGAUGUUUAAUUCCUCACUUUACUGUGGCCGACCUUCAGGCGUUGGUUUUUACAAAAACUCCAACUCAGAUGAUUUACUUCUCCACAACCAGAUUGUUCUCUACUGGAAUGUAUCGGCCGCCUACAACUUUACAGCAGCUCCAAAGCAUCAUCGAGCAUUUGGUCGAGUUGUGUGUCCCGGUGUAUCAGUCAGGCCUGCAGGUCGCUAUGUCAGACAUUAUUUAAUGGAUGGAGCGGUCUACUUCUGGUUGUUACACGUGCGCGCUUCCAUUGAAUGUCCGUCCAGACGCCCCCCAAAGUCUGACGACUUCCAGCUGCGACUGAGCCAGUGGAUUGAUCGUUCGGAGGCCGAGAGCUCUCAUAACGAGGCUGAGGAGGCAUACGAACGUGGCGACUCCUUCCACCUCCCCGGACAUAAGGAACCCGAAAAUCUAACACUAUCCUGCUCCUCCCCACAACGGACCGUCACUCUUCAAGGUCGAUUGCGUCUCCUUGUCGUCUCCUGGGACAUAUUCCCUAGUCGAUUUUCUGACCAAUCGGAUAACGACACCUUGACGUCGGCCAAUCAGCUCUUUGCUGAAUUUAAAACGCUCCCUGCGGAUCUCAAAAUCCGCGUUCAGAUCACCUCUCGCCUUCACUUUGAUGGCGACCUCUCCCAAUCCCGAAGGCGCCAGCUGUGCGAGUUUUAUGGCUUUUGGUGUAAUGGUAGCCUCACCGAAGACUCCUCUCAUCGUCGUAGACAGCAUCGACGCAGUGACAGUGGUGAUGAGAUCACAGGAACGUGCAUCCGACCUUCCAUGCGUUGUGAUGGUCUUCCCGACUGCUGGCUCGAUGAUCCCCUAAAUUCUCCUGACGAGGUUGGAUGCAGUGGCAUUCACCCACCAGAUAGUGCGGAGGCUCUCUCACCCUUUGAAAGUUUCAAUGAGUCCUUUCCCGCCGCCUCAUAAACAAUGGUCUCGUCGCACUGCAAGUGGACGGUGAUCCCUCUCUUCCUUCUUGCCUUUCUGCUUUCAAUUUUGAAUGGAAAGGGGGAGGAGAAGGAAGAGGAGGAGGAGGAGGAGGAGGUUGAACACUUAAGUCUUCAAAUUGAAGAUGUAGUUGAGGGAUUAAGGCAAUUCUCACCUGAGUUGGGGAAUUCACAUGCAAGGAAGACGUGUAGCAAGCACUUCUCACCUGACGGAAGCCCUCGUCCUGUAGUUGUGGCCUUUGUGCCAGCUGUUCUGCUCUGCGCCUUGGUGCGAAUUUGCUCUCAACGUCGUCAGUUGGACUUCGCAACUGUUGAUGGAGAUCUGCACGGUUUGGAAGGUGGAGACACCUGUACCCUAGGAGGUGGGCUUCUGCGUCGUCCACACAGUCUGCCGGCGUUUGAAAAUGCCGGAUACAAAAAGGGGCAAUCUGGUGGUCGUGGUCGGAAUUUUCUCGCCAUCGCGCUUCGUCGAUCUCGGUCUACAGAGGACGUGGUUCCGCAUCCACCCACCACCAUGGAGACACUUCCGAUGCAACCGCUUAAAGGUGUGGAAGCGAUGAUGUGGAGCAGUGGUGGUGGUGGUGGCGGUGGUAACUCCUCCCAUCUUCUUGCAGAGGAUGUUGUCCUUCGUGGAGAAAGGGGGAUGCAGAAGAGGGACAGUUGUAGCUUCCAGCUAGCUCCAAUGGUGCGUCGCAGCCGCAGUCGCAGUCGUGGUGGUGGAGCUGGUAGUGGCGGGGGUGGUGGUGGUAGUAAUGCAGUGAACAGAAUGAUAAUGUCGUGUUGGAGUGGUGAUUUAUCCAUCAGUUCUACGACAUCGUCGACAAACUCUCCGAUCACACGCGGAGAAAUGGAGGUGGAGGGUGAGGGGGAGGAUGAUUGUGAUGUCUGCCGGCAGAUGCGCGAGUCGGCAUUAAUGAUGACAUCAGGAGAUAAGGCGGAGUCAUCGAAUAUACGGUCGAACAGAAGUCACAGCUCCUGUUCCGCCACUUCAACACCUUCCACGACGUCAACAAGUCCAUUUACUCAACAAAGCGCCUCACUGGAUAGGCCUACCAAAGUCCAAACAACGGUGGCGACGAGGACGAUGAUGGUGUCAGAAAGUGAUGUGGAGUUUCGACAGAAUGGAGUAGAGAAGUGGUCGUGCAAAACGCCAACGAAGAUUUCGGAGGACCCACUGUUGGACGCGUUGAAGGAGAGAACGGUGCAAUACGACACUCACCGUAAGAACUUCAUGUUGUCAUGA